Menidia menidia (Atlantic silverside) is the source of this 4498-nucleotide messenger RNA. The record is from the annotation of a GenBank genome assembly. Lineage: Eukaryota; Metazoa; Chordata; Actinopteri; Atheriniformes; Atherinopsidae.
CCCGGGCACCCAUCCGGCCCCCCCCGGCGCCCAUGAGGCUCCGGCCGGUGCAGGCCCGAGCUGCCACAGCCAGGCGGACAGCGGCCGGCCACUCCGAGCAUGUACUGGCGCGUCGGGCUCUCCUGGACCGGGUCGCGCGUGGCUGAUCUCUGCCGGAACCAGAGCGUCUCCCCCGGCCUGCCGGGCCCCGAUGAGCGGCUCUCGCUGUAUGGACACAUCGUGGCCUGCCCGCUGCAGGACUACGGCGGGGUGAUGUCCGCCCUGGGCUCGGACUCGUGGUGGCGGAAAACGCUGUAUCUGACCGGAGGGGCUCUGCUGGCCGCCGCCGCUUAUCUGGUGCACGAACUGCUGGCCAUCAGGAAGGAGGAAGAGCUGGACUCUAAGGAUGCCAUCAUACUCCACCAGUUCUCCAGACCCAGAUCUGGUGUCCCUUCCCUGUCCCCUUUCUGCCUUAAGCUGGAGACCUACCUCCGUAUGGUGGACCUGCCCUACCAGAACUACUUUGAUGGGAGGCUUUCGCCGCAAGGAAAGAUGCCGUGGAUCGAGUACAACCAGGAGCAGGUGUUUGGAACCGAAUUCAUCAUCGAGUUCUUGGAGGAGAGGCUGGGCGUGAGCCUAAACAAGAGCCUGACCCCACAGGAGAGAGCUGUCUCUCGUGCCGUUACCAAAAUGGUGGAGGAACACUUCUACUGGACAAUAGCAUACUGUCAGUGGGUGGACAACCUGGAGGAGACGCAGAAGAUGCUGUCAGUGAGCGGACCGCUGAGCGACCUGCUGAAGUGGAUCCUGAGUCACCUGACCGGCGGGAUCGUUAAGAGGGAGAUGUACGGCCACGGGAUCGGACGGUUCUCCACAGAAGAGGUUUACGCCUUGAUGGAGAGGGACAUGCGCACACUGGCCACACUGCUAGGUGACAAGAAGUACCUGAUGGGCGCUAAGCUUUCAACAGUGGACGCGGCAGUGUUCGGUCACCUGGCCCCGGCCAUGUGGAUGCUGCCUGGAUCGCGGCCGGAGCAGCUGAUCAAAGGUGACCUGAUCAACCUGGCCAUGUACUGUGAGCGCAUCCGCCGGCGAUUCUGGCCCGAGUGGUUUGUUGACCUGGAGGACUUCCGUUACGACGACACCACGGAGGAGAGCGACUCUGCCUCCAAACUCCUGGAUCUGGGCCUCUACUCUCGCACGGACACGUCGCAGGACCUUACACACUCGCACACCUCGCACACCUCGCCCCCUCACACUCACACGCCCCCAGACCCGCCUCCAGACCUGCCACUAGACCCGCCCUCGCCCGUCAGUGACCCCACGGGCCACUCGCUGUAUGACUCUGACAUGGACACCGAGUGCUCUGAAAUCGACCAGCUCAAGUGUUGACGAAAACACACCCUUAGAGUACACACACCCCCCCCCCACACACAGACAGACCCACGCACAUCACGGGUGGGUGCUUCCUCCUGCCUGUGGCCCCUACCUCUGUGAACGGAGAAACGAGACGGGGACUAUAUAUGAAUCUUUUUUUUUUUUUUUUGGUGCCGCUGUGUGGGUGGAGACCCGGAGGAUUUUAAGGGGUUAACGGGCAAACUGUAGCGGAGGAAAGACUGGAGUGGAAGGAAAUAAGUGAAGCACACUGUAGCCCAAAAAGAGGGGGCAAUGGGCAGAUGGAGAGAAAUGGAAUGACAGCGUAAACUUGGAUUGGAAAAGAGAAAAAAAACUAGUAAAACCUUAGCAGGCUGUUGAAAAGCAGAAAGGAGUAAAUGACGCUGCUGCUGACACACUCCUCCAGCGAGUUGGCAUCAGAUGCAGUCACAACCUUUUACCUGUCCUAUCACUGUAACCAUGGCAACUACAUGCGUGCGUGCCCCACUGUGGUCCCUUGUAGCAAUUUGUAUCACCCAGCCUCGUGUGUGUGUUUUAAUCUGCUAACACCCUGUGCUGAAAGGAUGCAGCAUUCCUGGAGCUCUACAGGACGGGAAUCCAGUGUAAAUGUUAAAAAACAACAACCUGAUUGAGUCAUCAGAUUUAACACGUAGAAUAUUUGAUUGAACCGUCAGUAUAGAUGAUGCAGAUGGCCCGAACAUGGAGAAGAUCUUCCUCUAUCAUUUGGUGUAAAUAACGUGUGUGUUUUUUUUGGUGCCGGACACAGACUUGUCUCCACAAAUGGCCACUCUGCUGGUGGAGGAGCAGCGAGUAGAGCCCCCAGUUCUCCAGGGCGCCUGUUUACACGAGGAGAACCUUCCAGUAAUGCCUGCUGCCCUCAUUCCAGUCGUGCUGUGAAAGUUCAGAACACUCUAGCUAGUCUGCUAUCAUUUAGCCAAAAAAAAAAAAAAAGAAGUAGUCCCUUUAGAAUCGACAUAAACACCACAGGAGAGAAAAAGACGUUUCAACUGCAUUUAAACAUCGAGAGCAAGUCAAACAAUCAUUUAUAAAAAUUCAUGUAUAGUGAAUGAGAGAGCAUGGCUGGUACAUGCCCCCUAAAUUCUCCCUAAAUGCUUCGUGUAGAUGAAUCAUCUACAUUCUCUAGCUUCAUUGUGAUGCACAUUUAGCUGUUUUUUGUUUUGUUGUCAGUGCCUCUGGCCAAAUCUUUAUUUGCAGUUUGCCCGGGCAAUAAGAGAGCAGACACUGGUCCACUCCAUUGGUUUGUGUGGUUUGUGUUGUCCUGCUGAAGGCUGUGCGGCCUUUUGGGGGUUGUGUGUGACGGGCAGCGUGCGUGUGCUGCUCUCCUCCUCGUGCAUGAACGCCGGCACAUUUGGGAGGCUUCGGUUAGACCUCUCUCUUCACCGACACACAAACGCACACGUUUGAGCUCCAAACUCUAAACCGCUGCUCGCUGUUGUUUACGGGGAUUUUUGGUUGAGAAAAAUACAGCCGUGACAGCAGCUUUGUACCAGUCCAGUCUUAACAGAAAGCAGGUUAAUGGGAAAAAUGGAAACGUACAGACCCAAAAUAAAACCCACAGGAUCAAGUUCUGGAAACAUAGACAGAGAACAUAUGAAUAUGUACAACAAAGAGCUCCUGUUUGGGUUUGUUCUUCUUCUUCUUUUUUUUUUUUUUUGGGCGUGACAUUCAGGGCCCCAGCAAGCCCCUCUUUAUUUCAGGGAUAUCACAUUUAUAUCAUAUUUGACGUCAGCCGAUAAUACUUAUGCAAAUAAUGUUUUUUCCACUGUUUAUUCAGUUAUUUAGUUCCCUUUAAUGUAAUUCAAAUGGAAGAAGAAACAAAAUGGUAAAAAUAAUUUACACUAAUGGCCCUGUGAUUUUAUUGCACCAAAGAUCAAAACGUGAAGAAAUAAGAUCCCUUGUGGGAGAUUUUUGAUCAGAGGAUCCAUCCUUUUUUCCCUUUGUCUAAAGCCGGUGCUGUAUAUCAUUUUAAAAAAAAAAUCAACAUUAGGACAGGAAAACAUUAUAAUAUGGUUAAUAUAUUAGAUUACGCAUAUGUAGACAUUUUAAAAAAUCCCUUUUCAUGACAACAAUGCUGGUCUCAGAUCAUGUUGAAGGUGUGUGUGAAUUAGCAGACAGUGUGAAGCCAAAAUGCCAACAUGUUGAGGGCCGUGUUUCCGUUGCACCUUUUGUCCACCAGAGAGCAGUGGAAGUUGUGUUCUAGUCCUAAAUAUCCCCCUGAUAACCUUUAGUGGACACAGGAUAUGUAUAAGAAACUUAUUCUUUAAGAUAUCAGGAACUUUGACUCAAUUCUUAAAUUAAAACUGGACUGAUUUAGUCUAAUAUCUUUCAAGGAAGCACCUUCCCUGGUGGAUGCUGUCAUGUCCUGUAUUUUCUCUCUUUGUAAGAAUGCUGAAUAUUUAGCAAUAACACAAAAACACAACUUCAGUUAUGGAGUUUUGUUUAUGACCUGUUUUUUUAAAGAGGUUUAGGAUUGAUGAUUUUGAUCUAAUUUGAUACCAAAAUGAUGAGCUGAAGUUUUAAUAACACCAAGAGAGGGUUAUGUUUGUGUGUGUGCGUGUGUGUCAUCGAGAUGUUGUAGCUUAGUUUCAGUAAAAUGGUACAAGCUGAACUGAAAAACUGAGGGUUUACACUGAUGUUUUUGAAAUAUUAUUUAGUGUCUUACAACCCCUUGCCUGCAUGCCGCCGCCUUCUUUCAUCAAUGAUAAGACAUCAAUUACUGUUUACGUUAUAUUUGUGCCAACAUUUAACUUUAUUUUUUACUGUGAGAUUGAUCUAUUUGGAUUUAUUUCACGUGUGUCAAAUCCAAUUGUUUUAAUGGUGGAUGAAAUAUUUACUGUUUAUUGUUGUGCACUUUUUUCUUAUGUUUACAACCCUCUGUUCGAUGGCUGAAUAUUGUCAAACCCACUAACUGAUCUUGUAUUAGUGCAAUGCUGUGUGACUCCUGCUCAUACAUUAUGCUGAAUUAGCAUCAUAUUUUCACGCUGCCUCUCAUUACCCAUCCAUCCCCCUUUCCAGAAGUCCCUUGGAAAAUGUCCAACUUCAUUUCAUCCUGUUAAAGGCUUAUCAUUCCUGCUAAAUUCUUCCCAGGCCAAAUACCUCAAAG